Misgurnus anguillicaudatus (oriental weatherfish) is the source of this 2303-nucleotide messenger RNA. RefSeq lists its product as uncharacterized. Lineage: Eukaryota; Metazoa; Chordata; Actinopteri; Cypriniformes; Cobitidae. The record is from RefSeq and is a predicted model, not a curated record.
CAACGUUGUGCACUGCUUGCAGUGCCACAAACCCCACGACCAUCUCUCUGUUCAUCUGGCCAGGGUGUGCAUGAAGAACUGCACACCUGAGGAAAGAGCAGCUGAAGUUCAGAGAGCCAAAGCUUCAAGCAGAGAGUGGGUCUGCAACAACAGGAGCUGGGACUUCAACCAGCUCUGUGUGCUCCUGCCUGACAGACGCUCUCGGGUCACCAUGGUCAAGGAGCUUCUUAGACGUGGUUUUUUCAUCACGAACCAGCCCCGGGACUCUGAGUCUGAGGGUGACCUGGAAGAAGAAGCUGCUGUUGCUGGUCCGUCUGAUCUUCCUCAAACCCGGGUCGUUAAAAGGUGGGCUCCUGCCAUAACAGACUGCCAGAAGAUUUUGCGAGUGGCAAAGUCAGACGUGCUCAGGAUCCAGAGGGACGUCCAGGUGGGCAGAGAGCUCUCCAGCACCCACAAGACGCUGUACCGUUACUACUGCGAGGCGCUGUUGGUGUUUGUCCACAUGCAGCGUCCACGAGCUGUGGAAGCCUUGACUGAUUCAGAGUGGGUGAACAGGACCGAGCUGGGUGACAGGGUUGUGAUUGGCGUACAAAGGGGCACAACCUCGAGUAUGCAGAUCGCUCUGACCCAAGAAGAGCAAGCUUGCUUGGAGCUGUACUUCACCACCAUCAGGCCUGAGAGCGUUCAGUCUGAAAAGCUUUGCAAGACCUUCUUUGUCUCGUCGUCCGGCGUGGAUGUUCACAGUGUCUCACGGGACAUGAAUCGGUUCCAUAAAUUGUACAAGCUGGCUCCUUUCUCUUCCCAGUGUGUGCGAGGGGCUGUUGAGGCGGCUGCAGAAAAGCUCCCGGUGCAACAACAGGGAGCAUUGCAGCAUUACCUGGGCCUCAGCGCUGGUGCAUUUCAGCCUCAGGAUGUCGUCGACGCAGCUCUACUGCUUGAGUCAUUGUCCAGGACUUCCGUGGAUGAGACAUCUUUGACCUCCAGCGGUACAGCACAGAAGGACUUUAUUGAGUUUGUGGCCAGAUUUCCUGUUUCCAUCGAGGGUCAGCCACCAUCCAAGAAGAAGCGGGUCGAAUCUGGUUUUCCAGAUGACCGCGUUUUUUAUGACAAGUGGAGGAUCACCCAGUAUGCCCAGAGACAGGAAUAUCUGCUGUCACAUUUCACAGUCCGCAAGCCUUCGGCUGCAAAGGUGGCACGGCUUAUCAUGCAGGAGGGCUGGAAGGUCAACUGUCCUAAGCCAGAGGACAUCGAACGGCUGUGGGUGCCACCUUCGAAGGUAGCAGUUGAAGAUGACAAGUUCAUCCUCAGCUGUGUUUCUCAGCAGACCUGGUCAGGCCUGGCCAUCAAAGACUUCGGUGCCAAGCAAGGUUUAGGAGUCGUUGCGACCCGGCAGUUCUCCAUGCACGACAUUGUCUGUGACUACCAUGGCAGGGUCAUCUCAGGUGCUGAAGGGAGGGCCAAGAUGGAAGGACUGAAUGACCGGGUACCUGUUUUUCUUCAAGGCUGGACAGAGAGACCUGUGCGUGGAUGCCCAGACCUUCCCCUGUGAGUGCCACCCUGCUACAGACACUGUGGGCAGGCGGAUUAAUCACUCUAUGAGGGCGCCUAACCUGAAGCCCUUUCACUGCAGGCUGCGUGUGAAUGGAGAGGAAAAGGACACCAUUCUCUUCAGGGCACUGCAGGACAUCAGUGUGGGCACAGAGUUGUGUUUCAACUACGGAGUGAAACGGACCUGGACUGGCUGGAUGAUUAGGCUUGGUCUUGGUCUUUCAGAGACAUGUGUCGUGCACUUCCUCGCCAACACCUGUGCUUAAUUUCUUGUACUUCUGUUUAUAAUUUUUUGGUGUAUUUUUGUUUUGCACUUUAAUACAUUUUAUACACUUUUCAUAAAAUACAGUUGUGUUCUUUAAAAAAGUGAGAGUUUUAAGCUUGUGAAUUGCUUUAAUUACUUUAAUGUUUAACUUGCUCAGAAGUAUUAAUAGCCUUAAACCAUUCUGUGUGUUUCUUGUAUGGUUUGUGUAUUUCUGAUGCCCACUCUAAUAAAUCGAAUACUUUUUUACUGAAACACAGUUGUUAUAAAGUUUAACUAGCAGCAGCUUUUAGCAGGGACACUAAAAUAGCAUAGCAAUGGUCUCUCCCUUUGUGUGUGUAUAUUGGCUAUGUUGGAAAUAUUUUUUUUUUAAAACAAUUAACCAUAAUGAUAUAUAAAAUAUGUCAUAUUUUAGAGGGCCUCUACAACACCUGUGCUUAAUUUUUUACCACUGUUUACAUUUGUGUGUUUUUCUGUUGUGCACUUUAAUAAA